CUGCAACUGAUUACGCUUUCACUUUACUCUUUAUUAUCAAACCUUACUUCUCCUACUUCUCUCCAUCUUCUUGCAUUUCCAUUUUGAUUCUCUCUUCCAAUCUUCGAAUCGAAGAAAUCCAUGGCUCGAUUCGCGCUUCUCUUCGCCCUCUGUGUUCUUCCCGCGCUCGUCGCCGCCAGCCGGCCGGUCAGAACUCCGUUCGUCGUUCGUGGUAAAGUAUACUGUGAUACUUGCCUUGCCGGCUUCGAGACCUCCGCUACCACCUACAUUCACGGUGCCAAGGUCAAAGUAGAAUGCAAGAACAGAAACACAAUGGAACUUCUCUACAGCCAAGAGGCCACAACAGACUCCUCAGGAUCUUAUACGCUCUUGGUCAACGAGGACCACGAUGACCAAGUUUGUGAUGCUGUGCUAGUCAGCAGCCCUCAGAAGGGGUGUUCAUCAAUAUCCGAAGGCCGUGACCGUGCCCGUGUGAUCCUCACCCGCUACAACGGUAUUGCCUCUAACGACCGUUUUGUCAAUGCCAUGGGUUUUGCAAGAGAUGAAGUCAUGUCUGGCUGCAACCAAGUCCUCAGGCAAUACCUAGACAUUGAAGAUUAGAUCUCUGGUUUUAGUUCUACAAUUACUUAGUUGUAUUUCUGGAGGUAUAAUUACCCUGUUCUACCUUAUGCUAUAUCUGGACAUUGGAUGGUGUUACUUAUUGCAUUGUUGAAAGAUGAUUAAUAUGGUUUGUUCAUUCACUUUAUUAUUACCAAUGCCAGGAUGAUGCUAUCAGUAUCAACAUCAUUAUUUAUAAGUAUAAAAUAGUGAAAAUAGUCUCAAUUUUUAUU
Molecule: messenger RNA, 830 nt
Organism: Momordica charantia (bitter melon)
Lineage: Eukaryota; Viridiplantae; Streptophyta; Magnoliopsida; Cucurbitales; Cucurbitaceae
Product: pollen-specific protein C13
Source: RefSeq, a predicted model, not a curated record